This is a messenger RNA of Trichomonas vaginalis G3, 766 nucleotides long. RefSeq names its product protein of unknown function, DUF4106 family. The record is from RefSeq and is a predicted model, not a curated record. The annotation marks the transcript as partial. The transcript has a single exon. Lineage: Eukaryota; Parabasalia; Trichomonadida; Trichomonadidae.
AUGCUUAAAGAAGAGUGUGGUUUCCCAGAUACUGUUGACUUUAGUGACAGAUAUAAAGAAGCUAUUGGAAAGUUCAAGGAUGGAAAUACUGACCCGAACCUAUUUAGCUUUAUGGCUCAGCACCAAAACGGAUAUAAUCUCAAACCUGGAAAAUACAAGCUCGCUAAGGGAUAUGAUUUAAUAGCAUAUCAUCCAAAUGACAUGGAUGAAUUUACUCCGAGAUAUUUGAUGUCAGAGCUAAAUGACAAUUCAACUUUCGUCAUGAAACGCGUAAAAAAUAGAGACGGAACGAAAGAACAAAAGCUUAUGAAUGCGGAUGACGUAGAUAGGGAAAUUGUUAAAAACGGUCUCGGAAUAUAUGAAAUGCCAGCAGAUGAGGUACAAGAAACUCCACAGGAAGAAAUAGUUCAGAUACAACCAGACAUGGAAGAAAUAGUUCAGCAACAACAGCUAGAAGAGCCUGAAGGAAACGAACAAGUCACUCCUUUGGAAACUAACUUCACAGAACUAGAUGAAGAUUUGGAACAGCCGAAAAAUCUUGACCCUCAACAAGAGUAUGCGGAGAAUAUGGAAUAUUUCCAAGAGUCUAAAAAAAAUUCGGCUGACAUAGUAGAAGAAUAUCGAAAAAUGUUCGCCGACAUACAAAAGACUCCAGCACCAGAUGAAAAUAUUCAGCAUAGAAUGGAAGCACUGAAAGAAAAUGUACACAAAUACAACAACCCUUUUUACUUACGAGCAUUUAACGUUCAAUCUUCGGAUGAACUCG